AUGCGUGACGAAAUUCGAUCAUACUGCUUGCGAAUUAUCAAAUUCCUACGAAAGUUUAUUGGAUUUACCAUUUCGCAUAUUGGAUUGUGCGCAUUAGUCGCCGCAUACGCUGUUCUCGGAGCAUUUAUGUUUCGUGAAAUUGAAUAUCCGGAAGAAUUGAAAUUUCAGGGACAUAUAGAAAAUGAUACAUGGACGGUAGUAAACGAGCUGUACAGGUUUAUCGAUUCAAGUGACGUGAUCGAAGAAGCGGAAGUGAAAAACAAAGCACAUCAGUUGCUCAAAGUUUUUGAAUUACAACUUGUUAAUGCUAUCAAUUUUGAAGGUUAUGAUGAUAAAGAUGUGAUAACACCAAAUUAUCAAUGGACAUUUUCUGGUGCUUUAUUAUUUUCAAUAACUGUUUUCACAACUAUCGGGUAUGGGCAUAUCUGCCCAAAAACGCCUUUGGGACGUGGUAUGACAAUGUUAUAUGCAAUGAUUGGUAUACCUCUCAUGUUGCUCUGUUUGGCAAAUAUUGCCGAAAGCCUUGCUCAGGUGUUUACAUUUGUAUAUUUCAAAGUUUGCUGCGCAUAUUGUCGCUGGCAACAAAAUCGCCGUCGCAUUUGUCGCUCAGCGAUCAGUUUUCGCUAUCAUCCUAAUGCGCCAAUAAAUGCUAGAAGAGUUCCACCAAAUCGCUACAAUCAACGUUAUCCUGGAAUUCGUCGACACGGAAGUUUGACACGAAUACACGGAACACGUAUGAAGAGUACUUUUAGUGAUUCGAAAAGUAUUCGUAGCUCACGAAGCUUUAACAACAAAUUUGAUACAGUUUCAUUACCAGGACGUCGAAAUUUCGCUGCUCAUAACGUUCGAACAACUUAUGAUAUCAAUCAUAAGCUGUCAUUAAGGAAAUGCACGGGAAUAGCAGCAGCAAGUCGUAUCCGUUCAAAUGAAAUUUCAUUACGUGACUCAUCACUUCAUAGUAUCGGUGAAUCAAAGCAAAAACACGGCUUUUGUAGCUUAUCACCGAGAUCUGCCACUGAACGUCCAUACGUUUAUUCCAAAGGUGGUAUACCAGUACGUUAUCAAAAUGACGGCAAAUCACGUGGUACCUUUGUUGAAAUUAAAAAUUACGUCCGUGGUACCACGGCCGGAACAUCAACUAAUUUACAUUCCAAUGUCACCGGUCACAUUUCUGUACCACAACUUAGGUUUAUCAUUCAAAAUUUUUGA
Molecule: messenger RNA, 1209 nt
Organism: Brugia pahangi
Lineage: Eukaryota; Metazoa; Nematoda; Chromadorea; Rhabditida; Onchocercidae
Source: the annotation of a GenBank genome assembly